This is a messenger RNA of Jatropha curcas, 1223 nucleotides long. Its product is annotated as Quinone reductase family protein. Lineage: Eukaryota; Viridiplantae; Streptophyta; Magnoliopsida; Malpighiales; Euphorbiaceae. Gene Ontology annotation, cellular component: membrane. Gene Ontology annotation, molecular function: FMN binding; NAD(P)H dehydrogenase (quinone) activity. The record is from RefSeq and is a predicted model, not a curated record.
CAAUGAGAGUGAUCCGUCUUCCAAGAAUGAGGCACCUAAUACGACGUCAUUUCUUAAAUCUCUUGUACCGCACUUACACGUGCCAUAUCGUUAAUAGUUCUCAACUCCUAAUCCAAGAGGUCAAGCCCUGUAUUUUACACUAACUCAAUUCUCAAAAAGACUAUUUUUCUUUUCCCGAGCAUCGGAUCCAAAGCUAAACUCAUAUUCGGCAGUGGAAUCCCCAAUUCUAGUUCGGAAUUGGGUAAUUCUUGAUGGGGAAAGGAGGUGGAUGUGUUCCAAGCAAGAAGAAACGAUCCGCUGUCGUGGAAGACCCUCAACGGCCAAUUCGCGAGGCGCCGAUCCCUGUUGAGGAAAACAAUCUCGAAAACAAUCUCGAAAAUAAUGAAACAGCAGUAGUCGAUUCAGUCUCGCAAUUGAAGCUAUUCAUUGUGUUUUACUCAAUGUACGGUCACGUGGAGGGGUUGGCCAAGAGGAUGAAGAAGGGAGUGGAUGGAGUAGAUGGAGUAGAGGCCAUUUUGUAUCGAGUGCCGGAGACGCUUUCGAAUGACGUGUUGGAGAACAUGAAGGCGCCGCCGAAGGACCCUGAGAUUCCGGAGAUAACGGCGGCGGAAUUGGCGGCUGCAGAUGGGGUUUUGUUUGGGUUUCCGACGAGAUAUGGUUCUAUGGCUGCGCAAAUGAAGUCGUUUUUUGACUCGACUGGACAGUUGUGGCAAGAGCAGAAACUUGCCGGAAAGCCUGCUGGAUUCUUCGUCAGUACAGGGACACAAGGUGGCGGCCAAGAAACCACCGCAUGGACAGCGAUCACUCAGUUGGCCCACCAUGGAAUGUUAUUUGUUCCUGUUGGAUAUACCUUUGGAGCUGGUAUGUUCAAGAUGGAUUCUAUUCGAGGAGGCACUCCAUACGGUGCAGGUGUUUAUGCUGGUAAUGGCACAAGAGAGCCAAGUGAAUUAGAGCUGGCACUUGCAGAACAUCAGGGCAAAUAUAUGGCUGCAGUAGUGAAAAGGCUUGCCCAGGCUUCUUGAUAUUGUUACCAGUUCUUCGAACACUUUAUGGUCUCCUUUUUGCAUUUGUUUGUAAUCUUUCUUCUUUCAGAUAUGAUUAUUAUUACCAUUUAUACUACAGCUUCAUUUUUGUUCAUAGCUUGUUCCCAAUUUCAAUUUGUACAUGAUUUGAAAUUCUUUGAUAAAAUAAUAUUAUGAUUCUAUACGAUUUUUCUUCUAUAA